AUGGUGCUAACUGCACAUUUUAUAGAUUAUGGAUGGAAGAUGCACAAAAGAGUUCUCAACUUUUGUGUAAUUAAUAAUCAUUCAGGCAAUAGCAUAGGGAAGCUUAUCGAAUCAUGCUUGAUUCAAUGGGGUAUCGAGAGGGUUUUAACAAUUAGUGUCGAUAAUGCCGCGACUAAUAAGCAUGCAAUUGAUUAUGUAAGGAAGAAAAUGGUGAAUUGGUCGAAGAAGCCGGUUUUAGGAGGGAAGUUUUUGCAUGUGAGGUAUUUGGCUCACAUCCUCAAUCUCAUUCUGAGAUCAAGACUUACAAUCUUAGACAGGUCAGUGGGUUUGAUUAGGAAUGCAGUUAAGUAUGUUAGGAGCAGUUCAUCGAGGCUUGAGGUGUUCAAGAAGUGUGUUGAGAAAGAGAAGAUGCAAUCUAAGAAAAUCUGUGUCUUAGAUGUCCCAACUAAGUGGAAUUCAACAUUUAUUAUGUUGGAGACUGCCUUAGAGCUGAAGAAAGCCUUUUAUAAGAUGGCUAAUAAAGAGGACAGCAAGUACGAGAGUUAUUUUGAUGAACCUAAACCUGAAGACAAUGAUGGGGAGCUUGAAGAUGGUUUUGUAGUGGUUGAUCCGAAGACAAGAAAGAGGAUUAGACCACCAAAUGAACAUGAUUGGGAGAAAACUGCAAUAUUUGUGCAGUUCUUGAAGGUCUUGUAUAAGGUAACCUUGAGGGUUAGUGCAUCAAACAAGUCUACCUCACAUCGAGCAUUCCAUGACAUUGUAAGCAUUCAAGUGGAGAUAGAGGACUUGUUUGAUAGAGAUGAAGAAGAAUUUGAGCAUGAAGCACACAGAACCCUUUACCAGAUGGCUAUGAAGAUGAAAGCCAAGUUUACAAAGUACUUUGACAAGCUGGAGGACAUGAACCAGCUUCUUUUGGUAGCUCUCGUGCUGGAUCCUAGGUAUAAGCUUAGGAAUUUUGGCAGUAUUUGUCGGGAUAUGCUUGGAUAUGAUGGUUUGCAAGUUAAGAAGGCAUCGGAGGAACUGAAGGAGUUAGUUGUGCAGCUUAAUGACCUAUAUGCAUCUUCAAAUGAACCUUAG
This is a messenger RNA of Rosa chinensis, 1077 nucleotides long. Its product is annotated as zinc finger BED domain-containing protein RICESLEEPER 1-like. Bases 1 to 1077 code for a protein of 358 amino acids. Lineage: Eukaryota; Viridiplantae; Streptophyta; Magnoliopsida; Rosales; Rosaceae. The transcript has a single exon. Gene Ontology annotation, molecular function: DNA binding. The record is from RefSeq and is a predicted model, not a curated record.